Cotesia congregata is the source of this 1800-nucleotide messenger RNA. NCBI's taxonomy places the organism in Eukaryota, Metazoa, Arthropoda, Insecta, Hymenoptera, Braconidae. The record is from the annotation of a GenBank genome assembly.
AUGAUGAGUCUGUUUGUUUUUAAUUUUUUGUUACUACUGUCAACUUUAAUUGCCGGAGAAGAAUUGCACGAGUGCAAGCGUCAGUGUGUGAGUGGAAAUUCAUUAAAAUGUCAGUACAAUUUUGUAGUGACGGAGUAUCAUAAAUCUAACACGAUUUGCAGAAAUGAAUCAGACAAUUGCAAUGAAUCAAUCAACAGCGUCUUAUUGAUCAACGGCAAGACACCUGGACCUGCUAUAGAGGUAUGUCUCGGAGAUAUCAUAGAAGUGUUUGUUCACAACAAAUUACCAUCCAGCGAGGUUUCGUUCCACUGGCACGGAAUAUCUCAGCAAGGAUAUGUACACAUGGAUGGAGUUCCUAUGAUAACCCAGUGUCCAAUCAUGCCGUUCUCAAGCUUUCGGUAUGAUUUCAAACCCGAGAAAAAUGGGACCUACUUCUACCACGCUCACUCAAUUUCUCAGCAAGCUGACGGAUUGUACGGCUCCUUGAUAGUAUCCUCUCCAUCAGACGAUCAAAAUCUCCAACGAACUCUGAUUUUAUCUGUAAAAUCGUAUCCUAUUUAUCCGUUCUCGCAAUCAACGCCCGUCGCAAUCGCUCUCACGAUAAAUGGCCAGGCCAAUAAUCAUGAGCUUAAUGUACACAAAGGCUUCAGUUAUCGCCUGCGGUUAAUAAAUGCUGGAAUUUUUUGCCCGAUGGGAUUUUUCAUUGACAAUCACCCGCUGGUAGCCUACGCUGUUGGAAAUACUCUGGUUAAACCGACAGAAACAAUGCAUGUUAUUAUAUUCCCAGGAGAAAGAAUAGACUUGAUAUUGAAUGCAAAUAGACCGGUAUCAAAAUACCGAGUAGUGGUUCAAGGCCUGCAGGGCUGUAGGAAUUUAAUCUACGAGACGUCAUUAACUUAUGACAGUGCGGAAUCAAAUAUCCCUCUUGGCCCUGCCAAAGAUAAGGCUGACGAUGAUGAUGGUGAUCCAGUACAUUAUCUAGACGUCCCGGAAGAAAUGCAGGGUCAUGACUGUCGAAGUAUUGAAAAAAAUACUCUCUGUUCCUUGGAUUUAGAGACAACAUCCAAUGUUAUUAUUAAUAAUGAUCCACCGGCUAUUUAUUAUCUUCCCUUUGACGUCAACUACUACCCGAGUAUCACCGAUGACAUGACUGAUUACACUUUUAAUAUUUAUGGAUACUCUUUCUAUCCUUCGUACUUGACGAUUGAUGGCAAUCCCAAGGUGACGCAGAUAAACAAGAUGUCCUUCAAGUAUCCGUCAUCACCAAUUCUCUCCCAACCCGAGUUAGUUUCCGAAGAUUUGGUUUGUUCGAUUGAAGAGCGGUCAAUUGCUUGCAGGAACAAUCCGGAGUUCUGCGAAUGUUUGCAAGUACUGCAAGUCCCUGCUAAGAAAACAAUCGAAAUUGUUUUGAUUGAUGAAGGGUUCGGCGGAAAUAGAAGCCACGUGUAUCAUACCCACGGGUACACGGUCAGCGUAAUAGGAUACCAAUCAUUCGGACGGGCGGUAACAAGAGAAGAGAUAGUAUCUCUUGACCAGUCAAAUAAACUCCCGCGGAAUCUAAUCAAUCCUCCUAAACUGGAUAGCUUCGUUGUUCCGAACAAGGGAUACGUUAUACUCAGUUUUUACACCGACAAUAUCGGGUAUUGGUUAUGGGAAUCCCGUGGAUAUGCAACUACUCACAGUCCACCGAUGCAAUUUCUCCUGCAAGUUGGCAAUCCAGAGAACAUGCCUACAAUUCCUAUCGAUUUUCCUACUUGUGGAAAUCACAAAGGUCCUGAUUUAAUCUUUGAGGAUGAAUAG